AUCAAACAUCAUGAAAAGAAUAAGAUCCAACUACAAACUAUUUCAUGCACAUUGGGACACCCAUUUCAACCACAAUUUUAGGUAAAUUAUUCUACAAUAUUAGUGAAAAUGACAAAUCGGCUAAUUGUUUCUGUAAAGGAAGGAAAAGUUCGCGGGAUCAAAAGAACCUCUGAAUACUCUGGAGCUGAGUAUUAUUCGUUUUUUGGAGUGCCUUAUGGACAACCACCUGUCGGUUCAUUGCGAUUCAAAGAUCCUUCGGAAGUGAAACCAUGGAAAGAUAUUUACGAUGCUACGGUCGAAAAGCCAGGAUGCGCACAGUUUUCAUUAAAAUUGUAUCAAUUCACUGGAACGGAGGACUGCCUAUUUAAUAACAUACACACACCUGAAUUGCCAACCAAAUCCACCCCCUUGAGACCUGUGAUUGCCAUUAUUCAUCCUGGAGGAUACCUUCACGGUUCACCGAACGAAAAUGAAUACGGAAGUACUGCCUUUUUCAUUCAUCAUGACAUUGUCUACGUCGGUAUUGCACAUAGAUUACAUAUCUUUGGUUUCUUGAAUUUCGGAAUAGAAGAAUGUUCAGGAAAUCAAGGUUUAAAAGAUAUAAUACUGUCGCUUCGAUGGUUGAAAAAAAAUAUUAGUUGUUUUGGAGGUGAUCCAGAAAACAUUACAUUAAUAGGAGUUAGCUGUGGAGCCACAACCAUUCACGCGCUAAUGGUGUCACCAGUAAGCAAAGGUCUUUUUCACAAAGCAGUUAUCUUGGGAGCCCAUUUAUUCGAUCCAACCAUACCAUUUGAAAAUGCAAAUGAGCACGUCGCUUUUCAGCUAGCACGCUUUUUGGGCUACAAAGGAAAUCUGGAAGAUAAGAAAAAGUUAUUAUUAUUCUUCAAGAAAAUAAAUCCGAUGCAACUAGUUACGGGGCAGAGACAAUUCCUUGUAAAAGAAUAUCGUCAGGAUAUCGCUCCAAUACUCCCAAGCGGAUUAUUUAUACCAACCAUCGACCAUGGAGAAAACGCAGUACUGCCGGAAUUUCCUAGAAACUUGAUCCCUUCUACGUCACGAAUUCCAUUUAUGAUAGGGUAUGGAGAAAGAGAAUCAGCUUUGGGAUUUGCUAGAGGAGGAUCUCUUGAAAGCACCAAAAAAAAUUUCAAAACGACGAUUCGUCAAAAUGCUUGGGGAUGGGGACGCGACUUGACUGAUGAUGAUAUAGAAAAGAUAAACGAACAAGUGGAAUCUUUUUAUUUGGAGGGAAAGUCAAUAAAACAUGCAUCAUUAUCAAAAAUGAUUGACAUUCAAACUGGUGCUAUGAUAUCAGAUGUUUAUGAUACUUUAAUCAACGUCGUUAGCCCAGAGGCAUCCGUUUAUGCUUACAAAUUUCAAUUCGAAGGCGAUAUUAGGACAGUAAAAAACAGUUUCAUAAAUUUGUACGACGAGCGUCUACCAGGCACUUUCCAUGGUGACGACGCCUGCUACUGGAGUCGUAUGAGUGAUCCUUUAAGUAGUAGAAGUAAAGAAAUGGUGGAUACGUACACGAAAAUCAUCACGACGUUUGCUAGAAAUGGUGAUCCUAAUUUUGAAGAACUACAAGUUCAUUGGAGACCUACAAAACCAGAUUCGCCUUGUUAUUUGAAUAUAAAUAAUCAAAUACAGAUGAUCGAUAGUCGUUUGCAUGAUGAAAAACUGGUAUUUUGGGACAAAAUCAAGAAAGAAUUCGGAAACUCAGACGAUGCAAAAGUUUCGAAAAGUGUUUAAUCUUUAUUCAAGAAUCAAAUAACAUAAGAUCGCUCACCAGUUCAACUAUAAUAAAUAAUCCUAAAUCAUCAAGUUUUCAGUAUUUUUUUCGUUAUCUUCAACGUUCGACAAUGAGACUGAAUUAUUGCCCACAGUUCAAUUUUAAGCAACCCAUCAACUUACUUUGCCCAAUCUUCAUUUCAAACUUUGGU
Planococcus citri (citrus mealybug) is the source of this 1940-nucleotide messenger RNA. RefSeq names its product esterase E4-like. The record is from RefSeq and is a predicted model, not a curated record. Bases 109 to 1749 code for a protein of 546 amino acids. Lineage: Eukaryota; Metazoa; Arthropoda; Insecta; Hemiptera; Pseudococcidae. The transcript is spliced from 10 exons. Gene Ontology annotation, molecular function: serine hydrolase activity.